Molecule: messenger RNA, 1497 nt
Organism: Cladophialophora carrionii CBS 160.54
Lineage: Eukaryota; Fungi; Ascomycota; Eurotiomycetes; Chaetothyriales; Herpotrichiellaceae
Exons: 10
Coding region: 1-1497 (498 amino acids)
Biological process (GO): transmembrane transport
Cellular component (GO): membrane
Molecular function (GO): transmembrane transporter activity
Source: RefSeq, a predicted model, not a curated record
AUGGGGAAAGCUGCCGUUGACCAUCCCGCCGAAGAAGGCAGUAUGGACACCUUCCAGCAUGUCGACAUGGUCUUGUCUGAACAUGAUCCUGAGAAAGCCGGUCCUGCCAACAACCCAACAGUGACCGAAAUUCGUCCUGAGCCCAAACGAGGCUGGCGAAACUUCAUCUGGGACUCAUUGGACAAGUCGCCUGAGGAGCGACGACUGGUGCAGAAAAUCGACCUCGCUCUUUUGACAUUGGGCUGUCUCAGCUAUUUUGUGAAAUAUCUCGACCAGAUCAACAUCAACAAUGCCUUUGUUUCGGGAAUGAAAGAAGACCUGUCGCUCUAUGGAAAUCAGCUCAACAUCAUGCAGACUUGCUGGGGAGUUGGAUACCUUCUGGGAGGCCUUCCCAGCAACAUUCUGCUCACCCGGGUUCGACCGUCAAGAUUCAUUCCCCUCGUCGAGGUCUUGUGGGGCGGCUUGACUCUUUGCCUGACGGCGUGCAAAACUGCGAAACAGAUCUACGUUGUCCGUUUCUUCGUCGGUCUCUUUGAAUCUGCCCUGUAUCCCGGCAUGAUUUAUAUCAUCGGUUCCUGGUACCGAAGCGACGAGCUGGCAAAACGGACCUGCAUCUUCCAGGUCACCAGUGCGGUCGGCACCAUGUUCUCCGGUUAUCUCAUGGCUGCAGUGUAUCAUCUCGACGGUCAGAGUGGAUUGCAUGGCUGGCAAUGGCUGUUUCUCGUGGACGGACUGAUCACCUUACCCAUCGCGGUGGCAUGCUUCUUCUUGCUCCCGGACCUGCCCUCGAACUGCAGAGCAAGAUAUCUUAGCAAAGAGGAAAUUACUCUGGCGCAGGUGCGAAUGGAGCUCGAAGGUCGAGCUUCGCGUGAACCCUUCUCCAAGGCCAAGAUCAAGAGAAUCGUUUUCGGGACCUGGCACUGGUGGGUUUUGGUGCCCAUGUAUACAUUCUGGAACAACGGCGGUUCUAGUGCCCAGCCAGUCUUCGCUCAAUAUCUCAAGAAUUUCGACCCUCCAAAGUACAGCGUGGCCCAGAUCAACACCUAUCCGACCAUUACUGGCGGGGUUCAAGUCUUCACGACCCUAUUCUUCGCCUGGACCUCGGACGGGUUUCUAAAAGGACGUCGUUGGCCUGCUGUCAUUGUUGGUGGUUGUUUCAAUAUCAUGUGCUACUCGUCUCUUUGGCACUGGAACAUUCCCGAGGGCUGGAGAUGGGCCUGCUAUGCUCUGUCGGGAGUAGGUUCAUCAGUUGCCGGAUUAAUCAUGUCCUGGGCCCAUGAAAUCUGUUCUUCCGACAACGAAGAACGGGCCAUCGUGACCGGAAGCAUGAACCAGAUGGCCUACGUCUUUCAGAUGUGGCUCCCGCUUGUCGCAUGGAAACAGACCACCGCCCCUCAAUACACGUCCGGGUUUGCCACAAUCACUUUCUUCAAUGUGUGCAUGAUUUUCUUCGCCCUUCUGGCUUUGUACCUGCAGACCGGAUUCAGGAAGAUAUGA